AUGGCAGGAAGGCGGCUCGUCGAUGUCGCCAGGCUCUUCCAGGCCUCGAAAUCCAUUGCUGCGAAGCACAUCAAUCUCCGAUCACAGCAAUUCGAUGUAUACAGCAAGACCUCCUCGCUCGCGAAAGCGGUUAAGAGCCAGACGGAUCGUGUGACCCUUACAGCUCAGGCUGCAGUUGCCCUCGCAAAACGCGUCAACGAAGAACCUCCGUCGUACGCGCCGGAAGCAGAGUCACGGGCUUCGAGAAAUCACAAUCAGGUACAACCGCAAAGAAGGACCACGGCGGAACCACCUGCCAAAGAUGAGCUCAAUAUCAUACAAAAGGAGGCAGAGCGGGAGCCACUUGCAGAUGGGACUAUACCUCCUGUGGGAGCGCCAUUGGAGCAAUGGGGAACUACCACGGAGAAAGAACCUAGUGGUACAGUGGACUCAAUAAGAGAAGGUCACACACAGAGGCCGCAGAGUGGAUCAGGUAGAGCAGCGAAGGACGGCAUUCAGCCAGUGGCAUCAGCUGCAUCUACAAUACCGACACCCUCGGAUUUUACGCCGCUCUCCACCGGUGGGCCUGGCAAUCUUCAACUCAAACUCGAGGCACAGAUACCGUCAAGAGGCGAGACAAUACAAGCUCCACCAAGAGGUAGCGGAGCGGACGAAAUAUGGCAACCCAAGCCCUCCUCGUUGCCACAGAAGGCUGCCAAUCCCGAACAAGACCAAUUGCCCGAAGGAAUAAACACCGACGUCUUCCGCACCAAGCGCGUAUCACAAAUGUUGAACCCCUAUGCGCGGAAGCCUAGGUUGGACAUUCCUCGCGCUGCUGAAAGACCAUUCGUCCAUAUCAAAUCGGCAAAAGGCCCGGAUCAGAAUACCAUCAACGUGCAUCGUAUUGACCAGACGAAGCCCUCCCAACCCGCAGAAUCUGCACCGUCGACGCAGAAAGUCACGGAGCAGGAGGUGCACGACUUCGCAUCCGAACUGGCAAUGGACGCACAAGCGUCGCCCUCGCCCAUUUCCGGUGAAAUUUAUGUAGAACCAUACAAGACGCCUUUUGAAUUAAGAGAAUCACGGGUUCCUUCGUCACGCUUUGGUCGCUUCUGGCAGUACGCAGGCUUAGGGACUAGCAUGGCGCUUGGAGCUGUGGGCGAGUCUCUGAGAAGGGUGACAGGAGGCGCUGCGUCAGUUGGUGGCUCGCUGAUGCUGAGUCCCCGGAACUUGGAGAUUCUUGUCUCUAAAUUAUCGCGAAUGCGAGGAGCCGCUCUCAAGCUGGGCCAAAUGAUCAGCAUCCAGGAUAUGAAGAUGAUCCCUCCAGAGAUUCACCACGUUCUCCAACGUGUGCAAGACAGCGCAGACUACAUGCCCGCGUCACAGCGCGACAAAGUCCUCGCAGACAAUCUUGGAACUGAUUGGCGUGACCUCUUCUCUUCCUUCCAAGAAGUUCCAAUCGCCGCUGCUUCCAUUGGCCAAGUUCAUAAAGCCGUCCUGCGAUCCACAAACACUCCAGUCGCAGUCAAAGUGCAAUACCCUGGUGUCGCCAACUCCAUAGACUCCGAUCUUAGCAACCUCUCUCUCCUCCUUACCGCCUCCCGCCUUCUUCCAAAGGGCUUGUACCUCGACAAGACGAUCGCCAACGCCCGAACGGAGUUAGCCUGGGAAUGCGACUACACUCGUGAAGCGGAAUGCCAGACACGAUUCCGCGAACUCCUCGCAGACGACACCGACGUUUUCCUCGUUCCCAAAGUCUACCCCGAAGCCAGCGGGCCCUCCGUCCUAACCGCAGAAUUCAUGUCCGGCAUUGGCGUCGCCAAACUUCCCUCGCUCUCCCAACAGGAACGCGACUGGAUCGGCACGCACAUACUGCGUCUUUGCCUGCGCGAAAUCGUCGAGUUCAAGUUCAUGCAGACGGAUCCCAAUUGGACGAAUUUCCUGUAUAACCAGGGAUCGAAGAAGAUUGAGUUGCUGGAUUUCGGAGCCAGUAGGGACUACCCGGAUGAGUUUGUGGGGCCCUAUGUGGAUGUGUUGAUUGCGGCGAGUAGAGGCGAUAAGCAGCGCAUUCGGGAUCUGAGCAUUCAGCUUGGGUAUUUGACCGGUGAGGAGAGUCAGAUCAUGACGGACGCGCAUAUUCAAUCGGUGCUUACGCUGGCGGAGCCGUUCCGUGGGGAUGGGCCGGAUGUAUACGAUUUCAGAGAUCAGACGAUCACAGACAGAGUUCGGGGCCUGAUCCCUGUUAUGGUGAGGGAGAGGUUGGCGCCGCCGCCGGAGGAGACGUAUAGUUUGCAUAGGAAGCUGAGUGGGGCGUUUCUGUUGUGUGCGAGAUUGGGCAGUAGGGUGCCUUGUAGGGAGUUGUUUUCGAGGGCGGUGGAGACGUGGCAAAGGGGUGGUAGGGUGAGCAGUCAGUAA
Westerdykella ornata is the source of this 2394-nucleotide messenger RNA. RefSeq names its product ubiquinone biosynthesis protein coq-8. The record is from RefSeq and is a predicted model, not a curated record. Gene Ontology annotation, biological process: ubiquinone biosynthetic process. Gene Ontology annotation, molecular function: kinase activity. The transcript has 3 exons. Gene Ontology annotation, cellular component: extrinsic component of mitochondrial inner membrane. NCBI's taxonomy places the organism in Eukaryota, Fungi, Ascomycota, Dothideomycetes, Pleosporales, Sporormiaceae. Bases 1 to 2394 code for a protein of 797 amino acids.